AUGAUUUGCAAUGCCAAGUUGAGCAAUUCUAGUCUAGCACCGGCAAAACUAAGAGAACACUUCCUUAAGCUGCAUGGAGAUGGAAAAUACAAGAACACAACGCUCGCUGAAUUCAAGGUGAGGAGAGCCAGAUUCGAUGAAAAGGCUAGUCUGCCUGUUCUCGGCUUUGUACCCAUCAACAAACCGAUCCUCAUAGCAUCGUACGAAGUUGCUUACCUGAUCGCAAAGCAGGGCAAACCCCACACCAUUGGUGAAACACUCAUAAAACCAGCUGUGUUGAAGAUGGCGAAUAUCAUGCUGGGAAAAGCGGUUGAAGUUAAGUUAUCCCAAAUUCCUCUUUCAAAUGACACCAUCAGCGACAGAAUAGAGGACAUGAGCAAAGACAUCUUGGCUCAAAUAGUUGCAGAUCUGAUUUCAAGCCCGGCAAAAUUCAGCCUUCAACUCGACGAGACCACAGACGUCUCCAAUCUAAGGCAGCUUGCAGUAUUCGUGCGCUAUGUGAAAGACGACGUGAUAAAGGAAGAGUUUUUAUUUUGUAAGCCUCUUACAACAACAACUAAGGCAGCCGAUGUGAAGAAACUUUUGGAUGACUUCUUCAAAGACAACAAUCUUUCGUGGGAUAUGGUUUCUGCAGUUUGUUCGGAUGGAGCUCCAGCCAUGCUGGGAAGAAAGUCUGGUUUUGGUGCGCUAGUGAAAGCCGAUGCACCACACAUCAUUGUUACGCAUUGUAUUCUGCAUAGGCAUGCAUUGGCAACAAAAACCUUGCCUCCAAAACUGGCAGAAGUAUUAAAAAUUGUAGUGGAAUGUGUGAACUAUGUGCGAAAUAGUGCUCUGAGGCACCGCAUCUUCAGGGAGCUGUGUAAAGAAAUGGGAUCUGAAUUUGAGGUACUUCUGUACCAUUCCAACGUUCGGUGGUUAUCCCGGGGACAGGUGUUGAAUCGUGUUUUUGCAGUGCGUGUGGAAUUAGCCCUGUUUUUGCAAGAGCACCAACAUUGUCAUGCAGAUUGCUUCAAAGAUUCUGAGUUCAUUCUCAUUUUAGCGUACAUGACUGAUAUCUUUGCAGCUCUAAAUCAUCUCAAUCAACAGAUGCAGGGCGGUGGAGUCAACAUCAUCGAAGCGGAAGAAAACCUGAAGGCUUUUCAAAAAAAGCUACCGUUAUGGAAACGACGUAUAGAGAACGAUAACUUCGCAAACUUUCCCCUGCUAGAUGACUGUGUAAGUAAGAUCGAAGAUGUAUCUGGAAUCUGA
Bufo bufo (common toad) is the source of this 1248-nucleotide messenger RNA. Its product is annotated as protein ZBED8-like. The transcript has a single exon. Bases 1 to 1248 code for a protein of 415 amino acids. The record is from RefSeq and is a predicted model, not a curated record. NCBI's taxonomy places the organism in Eukaryota, Metazoa, Chordata, Amphibia, Anura, Bufonidae.